Rotaria sordida is the source of this 2958-nucleotide messenger RNA. Lineage: Eukaryota; Metazoa; Rotifera; Eurotatoria; Philodinida; Philodinidae. The record is from the annotation of a GenBank genome assembly.
AUGGCUUCUUCAUCAUCACCUUCACCAGUUUUUACCAGAGUUUUAACAGGCCAAGAUGAUUCAGCACCUUCACCAAUUUUUACCAGAGCUUUAAUAAGCCAAGAUGAUUCAGCACCUUCACCAAUUCAAAGAAAACGUCAAGAAUACCAAAAUCCAACUGCAAGACCUAUUUCUCAUUCAUCAGACCAUGACAACGAUGAUGAUAAUAAUAGUAAGAAUGAUGAUGUAAUUGAAACAUUAGAUGAACAUCCAUUAUCGUCUGCCUUGCAUGAAGUGAAUGAUGCUCUUAUGGGCGUACUUAAAUCACAUAUUGAUUUGAUAGCAUCAACACAUCGACGUAUCAAUAGACAUAAAAAAACGAAAAACAAAGAUUAUCAAACAUUUCAAAGAAAUUUUUCAGACGAUAAUACUGAUCAUCGCCCACAACAGGGUUUGAUCAUUGAUAGUCAAACACAUUAUUACGAUUCUAAACCUAUAAAACGUACAAGAACAACAUCCGAUGUUCAACAUUCAUCAACUACAUCUUCAAAACAAAUUACUCAGAAACAAUAUGAUGAAUUAAAUACUAUUAUUGAUAAUAUUAAAAUUUUAUUACCAACUGUACGUAAAUUAGUUGAACAAAAACCAGUUAUGUCAUCACAUUCACAAUCAUCUCAAACAUCAAUACCUGAUGAAAACGAAGUAGUAAAUUUAAUUUCAACACCAUUAUCUCCUCCACUAACAACAUCAACAACAUCUUCCGUUCAAUCUCCUCCUCCACCUCCGAGAACUUGUACAUCACCUCGUGUAUCUGAAACAAGUGAAAUUGUUGUCUAUCCAUCGUCUGUUAGUUUAAAAGGUCUUCUUUCUUAUCAAGAUGUAUUGAAUGCUAUUGAACGUGAAUUUCAUUUACAUGAAGGAGAAGAACGUGAAAUAAUUAUGAAAUUAUGGUUAAAAGGACAAACAAUGCUAUCAAUUUUACAACGUUACAGACAUUUAUUACGAGAUCUUAAUUUAGAUGAUGAUGAUUUUUUAGGUGGAUUGAAGCGUAUACGUGAAAUGAUUAAUUAUGCUGAUCGUGAUGUUCAAUAUCUUCGUGAACAAACAACUAUGCUUGAAAAUCAAAAUCAUUUUCUUGAAAAUGAAUUUCAUAGACAAUUAGAUAAAGUUGUCGUAGAAAAAAAUGAACAAAUUAGUCGAUUAAUUCAAAUUAUUGAUCAAACUUGUCCACCACCAACUGAAUAUACAGAUCGUGUUAGUGAUCUUACACAGUCAUCAGGAAAUCAAGAUCUUGUUUCACAAAAAUUUAUGCAACAAAAUGUUGAAUUACAACGUCAAUUAGAAACUCUUCGUGCUAAACUUGAAUAUACAUUUACAUUACUUGAUGAAAAAUUAGAACAACAUACUGGAUCAACAUCAUCAAUACUUCAAGUAGCUAUUGAACAAAUGCGACAAUCAGAUGCAAAAAUACAAGAACUUCAAUUAAAAUUUACUUCUCAACAAGAAGAAAAUGAUCUUCUUAGAUAUUUAAUGGAUAAAUCUCAACGUGUAUCAGAUCUAAAUAUGACACAUUUAUUUAAUAUUAUUGAACAACGUUCACUUGAACGUGAAAUAAGUCGUGUUCAAUAUGAACUUGAAUUAACAGAAAAAAAACUUACUGAACUUGAACAACAAUUUGAAAAUUCUGAUGAAACUGUUAAAUUUAAUAUUGAAAGACUUAAAUUAAAAUGUGAUGUUUUACGUCAACAUAUUGUUACAUGUAAUCAACGAUUAAAUGAAGCUAUUAAACAAACACCACCAAUGGAAUUUACAGAUGAUAAUAUUCAAAUAUCAAAUCCUCAAAGACAAUGUCAACAUGAAGAUCUAAAUAUGACUGAACUUGAAAAUGAUCUUAUUACAUUACGUGAACAAUAUAAUGAUUUAGUUGAAUAUUCGAAUACACUUAAAUUUGAAUUAGAUAAUGCAAGAAAACAAUUACAUGAACAAUCUUUAUUAGAACGAGAUUCGUAUGAUUCAAGUCUUCUUGGAAAUGAUUCAACUGAAUUAGAACAUGAACGACAACGUUCUGCUCAACUUGAACAUGAAUUAAUGUCACUUAAAAUAAAAUAUGAAGAUGUAUGUGAACGUGUUACAGCUGCAACAUUACAACUUGAACGUGUACAAGUUGUACUCGAACAAACAUUACGUCGUUGUGAACAACUUGAAAAAGAAAAGUCGGAAAUUAAUGCACAAUCUGAAUAUCUUUCACAAAAUGUUGCAAAUGUGACGGCAAAAUAUAAAGAUAGAAUGAAUACAAUUAAAUCACGUUUAGAACAAACUGAUCGUGAAAGACGUGAAGCACAAAAUCGUACUGAACAAUUACAAAAUGAAAUAGAACGACUUAAAGAUGAAUUAACACAUAAAAAAGAAAUGAUUUUUGAAAAAGAUAAACUUAUUCAAGAUGCACAAUAUAAAAGUCGAGAAAUACUUCUUGAACGACAAUCAGUUGAAGAUAGAAUAUCACAUGAAUAUAAACGAUUAAAUGAACUUGUUGAUAAAAAUCGUCUUCUUGAAGAAGAAUUAGAACGUAUGCGACGUGGUCAGAUACUCGAAAAUAUUACUGUUCGACGAACUGAUGUUAUAAAUCUUGAUACGGGUACAGUUGAUUCAUCAAAUCGUAUGGAAGAAUUACGAUCAAAAGUCAAUGAAUUUGAACGAAAAUUUGCAACGGAAAAAGUUUCUAAAGAAUCAUUACAAGUUCAAAUAAAAAUACUCGAAGAAGAAAAUGCUGAUCUUCGAGAUAUAAUGAGUCAGAUGCGAAAGAGAACACAAGAUGAUCGACGAAUCGAUCGUGAUCGUAAUGACGAGAUUCAACAAUUGAUUGCUCGUGCUGAAUCAAAUGCUCGUCAAUAUAUGUCAAAUUUUAAAAUACCAACAACACCACCAACACCAAAUUUAGUUAGGAUGAUGCCAAUAUCCUCGCCAACAAAAGUUUCAUGA